This is a messenger RNA of Danio rerio (zebrafish), 1766 nucleotides long. NCBI's taxonomy places the organism in Eukaryota, Metazoa, Chordata, Actinopteri, Cypriniformes, Danionidae. The record is from RefSeq and is a predicted model, not a curated record.
GUGAGCUGGAAGUUGAAUCUAGGCAGCUGACUGUGAGUGGUCAUGUGACUAAGAAAAGGAAGUUGGAGAGACAUGAGUGCAGUGUACGGUGGAGUGGAGGGUGGUGGGACACACUCUAAAGCAGUUCUGGUUUCUGCUGAGGGUGAUAUCCUUGCUGAGACAGAUGGACCAUGUACCAAUCAUUGGUUGGUUGGCGUUGAUAAUUGUAUCAGUGGAAUCAACGAAAUGGUCCAGAGUGCUAAAAUUAAGGCAGGGCUGGACCCGGACACACCAAUUUGUUCACUGGGUAUGUCUUUGAGUGGUGGAGAGCAGAAGGCUGCCAUCCAAAAGCUGAUUGAUGACAUGCAUGAGAGAUACCCUAAACUGAGCCAAAGCUAUUUUAUUACCACCGAUGCCAUUGGCGCAAUGGCAACUGCCAGCGACUAUGGAGGUAUAGUGGUGAUUUCAGGCACUGGCUCGAACUGUAAGCUGGUGAAUCCAGAUGGCACACAGAUUGGCUGUGGGGGGUGGGGUCACAUGAUGGGUGAUGAGGGCUCAGCAUACUGGAUUUCUCACUUGGCUGUCAAAACCGUUUUUGAUGCAAGAGAUAAUCUUGUCACAUCCCCUCAUGAUAUCACCUAUGUUAAGAAGGCCAUGGAGGAUUAUUUUCAGGUUUCAGAUUUGAUGGGGAUGCUUCCUCAUUUGUACAGAAACUUUCAGAAGUCACACUUCGCAGGGUUCUGUAGGAAACUAGCUGAAGGUGGGAAUGCUGGGGAUGCUUUGUGCCAACAUGUGUUCAGAGAAGCUGGAAAAGUGCUUGCACAGCACAUUGUAGCUGUCCUGCCUGAAGUACACCAGGAUCUGUUUCGUGGUGAACUUGGCUUGCCUGUUUUGUGUGUCGGUUCAGUGUGGCGCAGCUGGGAACUAAUGAAAUCUGGUUUCACUCAGGUCCUCUCACAGGCUCAGUCUCAUGAUUAUAGUCACUUCCGGAAGUACAGUCUGCUUACUUUACGUCAGUCCUCUGCUCUGGGUGGAGCUAAAAUGGGGGCAAAGAACAUAGGAACCACCCUUCCUCUGGACUACUCUGCCAAUGUCAAUAUGUUUUUCAGCCAUACCUUCACUCAGUGAUGAUAUUUGAAUUCAGUUUUAUUUUGAUUAAGUGAAGUAGAAACUUCCUGUUUUUACACUAAUACACACUAUUCUUUUGGGGGUGCUGUUUCUCAAACCCAUUUUGUAUCAUUCAGUUUUGUAAUUUAUAUAGAUUCUUCAGGACAUGAAGGAUAUUUUUUCUUGUUCUUUUGUAGGACAGGAGGUAGUUUAACUAUUCAAAUGAGGUCCUUAUAAACAUCUAUCACGAAGUAAAAAAAGUUCCAAGAUCAUCCAAGUAAUCACACACUGUAUAAAAACAAACAAACUUGUAGAAUAGGUUAUUUGAAUAAUUUCUUUUUUUUUUUCAUCUUGUGGACUAUUUUUAAACAUCUUACUCUGGAACAGUACUAAAAAUGCAUUUGUUCUGAUCUCACUUAUUUUUUUUUAACAUUUUCACAGAUUUCACAAAAUUUUGCAUGCCACUAAUAGCAUAAUAUAAAUAGACUUCAAAAUUAUUUGAAUCCAUACUGUUUAAUGUAUGCACAGUAUAUGAUUGUUUGAUUUUUUUUUGUUGUUGUUGUUUUUUAAUAUUUGUAUUGUGAUGAUCUAUGUAAUGUCUUUGGUAAAUAAGGGAACUUUAUAUAUUUUGAUAUAUGUAUAUAUUGGAAUUAUUGUGUAAAUAAAUAUUUGCAAAAGCA